Molecule: messenger RNA, 2392 nt
Organism: Halichondria panicea
Lineage: Eukaryota; Metazoa; Porifera; Demospongiae; Suberitida; Halichondriidae
Exons: 6
Coding region: 72-2228 (718 amino acids)
Source: RefSeq, a predicted model, not a curated record
UGAAUCUCAUUAUACAUACAAUACGUAUACUUUAGUGUCAUGCCAAGAAUGUGAGUUACUGAAGCUCGAUCAUGGUGGUUAUCAGAGGAUACAUUUUACGUGUGGCACUAAUCGCAGUCGUGCUGAUGAUCACAUCCAAAACUGUGAGUGGUGAAUUUAUUCUUACUGUCCACUUCAUCAACUACACCAACCCAACCGGACUGUGUGCUGAAUGUGCUAUUCCACUGAGUGAUGUAGCAAGUGCUAACAAUUUAGUACCAGUGUGCUGUGAUGAGCUACCAUUCAUGUCUGGCAACUGUAACAACACAGGAGAGGGGAGAUGUGACACCAGGUUCCGUUGGAUCAUCAGACCAUUCGGUACAUCGCUAGAGACAAGACCUAGUAUGGGGUACUUCUUCACAGACUGUACAAUGUCCCCCAACACUUGCCCAUUCAGUGAAAUGAGCACAACAUUCGGUCAAGGUCCAACAGCACUACUGGGAGUAACACCCAAUCCUCUACCUGUUUCAAAAACAGAUAUUUUGUCGUGGACAGGACGAGUACAGUUCUUUAUAGAAGCUGUGGAUAGUGGACUCCCAAACAUAACAGACAGUCUGUUGAUUGACCUGGACACCCUCCAACUUGGAGCAGACUUCACAGAGGAGAUGACGUUCACUGGAUACCACAACAUAUCUCACAUGACCAUGAGUUUUAGAGUCGAGUGCUCUCCUGGUUUCUGUGGACCUGACUGUACCACCACACCUCUGAACAAUCCACGAGUGGCGACAUGUCAAACUGAUGGUAGUCUAACGUGUACUAACAACCGAUUAGACCAUUCACCUCUUGUAGCCUGCAAGGACUGCCUCUACAACCUGGACAACACUACAAACUGUUCUACCUGUUUGGAUGACAACUAUGACCCAACCACUAACUGUACAUCAUGUUUGUUGGAAUUCUAUGAUCUACAGACAAACUGCACCCAGUGUCUACCCAACAGAAAUCUCUCUACCAACUGUACCACCUGUUUGUCUGGAAGUAACUGCAAACUUGGCUCUUCCGUGAAUGUUGGUCUUGUGGGUGGUAUAGCUGGUGGAGUGGGCGGAGCUCUCUUCCUGGUGAUUAUCGUCUUGGUGAUCGUUGUGUGUGUGCUCGUAUGUCAAGUUCGAAGGAGAGGUCACGUCAAAUUUGUUUCAGCUCAUUAUGCCUACGAUAAUGCUGGAACUGGAACUGGAUCAUCGGCAGAACAUAAGUUUCAGAAUCCGAUAUAUGGCCCUGGAUUGGAAAUGGGCUCAAAGACUGGAACAGGGUCAUCAAAUGAUCACGCAUUUACUAAUUCACUGUACGAGACCUCGAACGUGCACACGAAAGAUGGUUACUCUCACCCUAGUGUCAGCCCGCCCUCACAUACGGUAAAAACAGGCACCCAGGAUCUCACGUCUACUCUUGAUCAACCAAUGUAUGAUACAGCCAGCUGUCUUGAUAUCAUCCUGCCAAGAGAAGGCACACCUGUUUACGACACAGCUGAUCAUACUCAUCAACCACCUCCUACCAACCCACAGAAUAAAGAAUAUUCUAAACUGCGUCAACCUCCAAUAACAAGUGUAACACCUCAGCCAACUUCUCUGGCUGACUAUGACACGGCCACCUUUAUUGAGCAGCCAGUCUAUGACGAAGCCUUCCCUCCAUUGGGUGAUCCCCUUUCUAAGAAAGGGACCAGGCAUCCGUCAAAGUCUGCUGGAGCUUAUGAAGAGAUUGAAGAUGAGGAUAUCCGUGGGAGAGACGAGUACGAUACAACUUACCCCCCUCCUACAGUUAUACCUAGUGUUAAUGCAUACUUGAAACUGGGUAAGCAUGAAGCUGAGCUCCCUGCAUACGAUGUAGCGAAUAAUCAUUACCCACAACAGUUACAGCCUAAAGCUCCACCUCCUAAUGGAAGUUUGUACGAUACUGCUGAUUAUCCCCAAGAGCAAGCAACUCGACCUGAACACGAUUAUACAGAAACUAGUGACUUUCUUCCUACUUCAAUAAAAGAGGAAACGUCUCAACGCACCAGUGAAUAUGCAGACGCUAACGAAUUCCUUUCUGGUUCUUCCUCUGUCAAACAUUCGUAUGACUACGUAGACAAUCCUAUAGAUGGUUCAAAUGCAUUGCCCCCUGCAUUAGCCCCCCUGGCUAGCUCUGUGUACACGAACACAACGCCUGGCAAGAUAACACUUGAGGCCGAAUCUCAUUAUGACCUAGGGCAGUGAGUGGACAUGUUCGUUUGUAUAUAUAGUUUUGUACCUUCACUUCCGGUUCACUUGAAUUGUUAAGCUGUAAAAUCAUAAUAACCCAUCCCUUUCCUUCUUUGUACACCUACACUGCACCAUAAAAUAUUUUGGUUGUACCAUGUAAUGGUACAACCAGUCGGCAA